AUGGCAGAUCAAAUCACAGACCCUCAGGACGGCAAUUCGCCCUCUGCCCACGACGACAGCAUUGCCCCCGAACAGAGAGGCAUCAAGAGACAGCGCACCUCCAACGCUGCGCCCGCCGACGACGAUGACGACGACGACGACAAGCCCGGUCGCGAGAGAAGAAAGAUUGAGAUCAAGUUCAUCCAGGACAAGUCGCGUCGUCACAUCACCUUCUCCAAGAGAAAGGCCGGCAUCAUGAAGAAGGCCUACGAACUGUCCGUCCUCACUGGCACCCAAGUCCUUCUGCUCGUUGUUUCCGAGACUGGUCUCGUCUAUACCUUCACCACUCCCAAGCUCCAGCCUCUGGUGACCAAGGCCGAGGGCAAGAACUUGAUCCAGGCAUGUCUCAACGCCCCCGAGCCCGCCGACUCGAACGGUGUCGACGGUGAAUCCACUGUCGAGUCUCCCGAGGACACACACGCCAAUGUCCCCGCUCCCGCAGCCGGCAUGCAACCUCGUGCUGCUGGCAUGCCCCCAAACCAAUACGCCAUGACACCCGACCAGCAGCAAGCUCUGCACUACCAGGCAUAUCUCCAGCAGCAGCAGUCCGGUGCCUAUCCCAUGUCUGGUGCCCCCAUCCCUGGUCGUCACCCUGGACACCAAUAG
Aureobasidium namibiae CBS 147.97 is the source of this 645-nucleotide messenger RNA. Its product is annotated as MADS box transcription factor Mcm1. The record is from RefSeq and is a predicted model, not a curated record. The coding region runs from base 1 to 645 and encodes 214 amino acids. Gene Ontology annotation, biological process: positive regulation of transcription by RNA polymerase II. NCBI's taxonomy places the organism in Eukaryota, Fungi, Ascomycota, Dothideomycetes, Dothideales, Saccotheciaceae. The transcript has 3 exons. Gene Ontology annotation, molecular function: RNA polymerase II cis-regulatory region sequence-specific DNA binding; protein dimerization activity; DNA-binding transcription factor activity, RNA polymerase II-specific.